Molecule: messenger RNA, 1905 nt
Organism: Equus quagga
Lineage: Eukaryota; Metazoa; Chordata; Mammalia; Perissodactyla; Equidae
Gene: LGI1
Product: leucine rich glioma inactivated 1
Exons: 8
Coding region: 81-1754 (557 amino acids)
Molecular function (GO): protein binding
Source: RefSeq, a predicted model, not a curated record
GUGACCUGGUCUUAGAGCAAGACAAUCACCAUCUGAAUUCCAGAAGCCCUGUUCAUGUUUGGGGAUAUUUUUUCGACUGCAUGGAAUCAGAGAGAAGCCAAAGGAUGGGAAAUGCCUGCAUCCCCCUGAAAAGAAUUGCUUAUUUCCUAUGUCUCUUAUCUGCGCUUUUGCUGACUGAGGGGAAGAAACCAGCGAAGCCAAAAUGCCCUGCCGUGUGUACUUGUACCAAAGAUAAUGCUUUAUGUGAGAAUGCCAGAUCCAUUCCACGCACCGUUCCUCCUGAUGUUAUCUCAUUAUCCUUUGUGAGAUCUGGUUUUACUGAAAUCUCAGAAGGCAGUUUUUUAUUCACACCAUCGCUGCAGCUCUUGUUAUUCACAUCGAACUCCUUUGAUGUGAUCAGUGAUGAUGCUUUUAUUGGUCUUCCACAUCUAGAGUAUUUAUUCAUAGAAAACAACAACAUCAAGUCCAUUUCAAGACACACUUUCCGGGGACUAAAGUCUUUAAUUCACCUGAGCCUUGCAAACAACAAUCUCCAGACACUCCCAAAAGACAUUUUCAAAGGCCUGGAUUCUUUAACAAAUGUGGACCUGAGAGGGAAUUCGUUUAACUGCGACUGUAAACUGAAGUGGCUGGUGGAAUGGCUAGGCCACACCAACGCAACUGUCGAGGACAUCUACUGUGAAGGACCCCCAGAAUAUAAGAAGCGCAAAAUCAAUAGUCUCUCCUCCAAGGAUUUUGAUUGCAUCAUCACAGAAUUUGCAAAGUCUCAGGACCUGCCUUAUCAAUCACUGUCCAUAGACACUUUUUCUUAUAUGAAUGAUGAGUAUGUAGUCAUCGCUCAGCCUUUUACUGGAAAAUGCAUUUUCCUUGAAUGGGACCAUGUAGAAAAGACCUUCCGGAAUUAUGACAACAUUACAGGCACGUCCACUGUAGUGUGCAAGCCUAUAGUCAUUGAAACUCAGCUCUAUGUUAUUGUGGCGCAGCUAUUUGGCGGUUCUCACAUCUAUAAGCGCGACAGUUUUGCAAAUAAAUUCAUAAAAAUCCAGGAUAUUGAAAUUCUCAAAAUCCGAAAACCCAAUGACAUUGAAACAUUCAAGAUUGAAAACAACUGGUACUUUGUUGUUGCUGACAGUUCAAAAGCUGGUUUUACUACCAUUUACAAAUGGAAUGGAAAUGGAUUCUACUCCCAUCAAUCCUUACAUGCUUGGUACAGGGACACUGAUGUGGAAUAUCUAGAAAUAGCCAGAAUGCCUCAGACACUCAGAACACCUCAUUUAAUCCUGUCCAGUAGUUCCCAGCGUCCUGUAAUUUAUCAGUGGAACAAAGCAACACAGUUAUUCAUUAACCAGACUGACAUCCCUAACAUGGAGGAUGUAUACGCCGUUAAGCACUUCUCAGUGAAAGGUGACGUGUACAUAUGCUUGACAAGAUUCAUUGGUGAUUCCAAAGUAAUGAAAUGGGGAGGCUCCUCAUUUCAGGAUAUUCAGAGGAUGCCAUCACGAGGAUCCAUGGUGUUCCAGCCUCUUCAGAUAAAUAACUAUCAAUAUGCAAUUCUUGGAAGUGAUUACUCCUUCACUCAAGUAUAUAACUGGGAUGCAGAGAAAGCCAAAUUUGUGAAAUUUCAGGAAUUAAAUGUUCAGGCACCAAGAUCAUUCACACAUGUGUCCAUUAAUAAGCGUAAUUUUCUUUUUGCUUCCAGUUUUAAGGGGAAUACACAGAUUUACAAACAUGUCAUAGUUGACUUAAGCGCAUGACACACCAAACGCUGUGGCCGCCGUCAGAAACUUUCUCCAGCACGCGAUCCGGAUGAACUCAAUGCAUGACGACUCUCCUUAUCACACUUGCAAACGAAUGCCUUUCAAACCUUGAGACUGCUAGUACCAAGCACUACCAGUAUCUCCAUCC